AUGUAUUCAAUUCCACAACAUAUCGAUUUCAUUAAGAAUUUAACAAUCGAUUCAGUAAUAUCGGAAAAGCAAAAUAAAUCAAGAUUAAUUGAAAUUCCAACCACUGCUACAGUCGAAGAAGCCUUUGAUGUAUUACUUGCAGAAAAUAUUCUGAGUGUGCCUGUUUAUAAAUAUUUCAAAGGACGUAAACAACCAAUUGCUAUUAUUAGCGUGCUUGAUUUGGUUUCUUUUAUUUGUUUGCAGCCAAUUUUUGAAAAUAAAGAAGAUAAUAACGACAAAAAUUUAAAUUUUGAAAAUCAAUAUUUUUUACAAAAACCAGUCAGCGAAAUUGUUGGAUUAACAUCUGAAAGCACAAAUUUAACUAUGUGUCGUCCAGAAAACUCGUUAGUUGAUCUUUUAGAAUUAUUGACACGUAAACGAAUUCAUAGAGUCUUGGUUUCAAAGCAAUAUUGUGAUGGUGGUGAUAAUGAAGAGAUAUCAUCAUCACCUUACUUUGUAUCUCAAACUGACGUGAUUAGAUUUUUAUUUAAUAAUAAUCAUAAAUUAGGUGAAAUUUUAGAUUUACCUGCAUGUAAGGCUGCAAAUCAAACAAUUAAAUUAUUAUUAUCGUCAUCAACUACAACGUCAAAAAAUCAAAAGCAAGAAUUAUUGUUGAGUCGUCCUUCUUCGAUUACAAUUCAUGAUCGAGCUUUAACAGCUUUCAAAAAAAUUUAUCAAGAUGGAGUUAGUGCAGUUGCAGUUGUUAAUGAUGAUGGUAGUUUAGUUGCCGAAGUUUCAGCAGCUGAUUUACGUGGGUUAAAUCGAGAUCGGUUAAAUGAUUUAAAGAAACCCGUAAUAAUGUUUCUUAAAUCAUCAAAAGGCGCGCUAAUUAAACCAUUAACUUGUCAUCGAAAAUUUACUUUGAGCCAGGUUAUGGCGGGGAUUACACUUAAUAAAACUCACAGAGCUUGGUUUGUAGAUGAAGAUGAUAUACCAAUUGGUGUAAUAACUCUUAGUGAUAUUCUUAGUAUGUUUUUACCAGGUGUAUCAGAUGUAUUUGCUCACGAAUCAUAA
Molecule: messenger RNA, 1053 nt
Organism: Entrophospora sp. SA101
Lineage: Eukaryota; Fungi; Glomeromycota; Glomeromycetes; Entrophosporales; Entrophosporaceae
Source: the annotation of a GenBank genome assembly